ACUCGGCGUCCAGUCUCUUAGCAACGACUCCGGCUUCCUAGGAACUGCUCCUUUCUCAACCAUUCCUGCCCACAACACCCCAGCUUGCUGCCAGCAAAGCCCCUCCACACCCCUCAAACUCCAGACCCUUCACAUCAAUUUACUGUUUUCUUCGACCUCACCCCAGCAAUUUUCUCUGAAUCAACCCCCUUUCCUCCUCUCCUAAGUCUCUGAGUUUCUCUCUCCUCCUGCCAUCCUGAGUUCUGCCAUCCUUAGGGGCCGCCAAGACCUCUCUUUUCGUUCCUCUCCCGCCUCAGACCAGCAGCCUUUUAUUUUAGAUCAUGUCUGGAGGGAAGUCAGCCCAGGGUCCAGAGGAAGGGGGCGUCUGCAUCACUGAAGCCCUUAUCACUAAGCGGAACUUGACUUUCCCUGAAGAUGGGGAACUGUCAGAGAAGAUGUUUCACACUCUUGAUGAACUGCAGACUGUCCGCCUGGACCGGGAGGGGAUUACUACUAUCAGGAACUUAGAAGGCCUCCAGAAUCUUCACAGUCUCUAUCUGCAAGGGAAUAAGAUCCAGCAAAUUGAGAACCUGGCUUGCAUCCCCUCCUUGCGCUUCCUGUCUCUGGCAGGAAACCAAAUCAGGCAGGUGGAAAACCUCCUCGACCUCCCAUGCCUCCAGUUUCUGGACCUUUCUGAGAACCUGAUAGAAACAUUGAAGCUGGAUGAGUUCCCCCAGAGCCUUCUCAUCCUCAACCUGUCUGGAAACAGCUGCACCAACCAGGAUGGCUACCGCGAGCUGGUGACAGAAGCCCUGCCACUUCUCCUGGACCUGGACGGGCAGCCUGUGGUGGAGCGCUGGAUUUCGGAUGAGGAGGAUGAAGCCUCAAGCGAUGAGGAGUUCCCAGAGCUGAGUGGCCCAUUCUGCUCAGAACGAGGCUUCCUCAAGGAGCUGGAGCAGGAGCUGAGCAGGCACAGGGAGCACCGGCAACAGACGGCCCUGACAGAGCACCUGCUGAGGAUGGAGAUGCAGCCCACCCUCACCGACCUGCCCCUGCUACCUGGGGUGCCCAUGGCUGGGGACAGCAGCCCUUCUGCCACUCCUGCGCAAGGGGAGGAGACAGUCCCUGAGGCCGUCUCCUCACCCCAGGCCUCCUCUCCCACCAAGAAACCAUGCAGUCUGAUUCCCAGGGGCCACCAAAGCUCUUUCUGGGGAAGGAAGGGGGCACGAGCAGCCACAGCCCCCAAGGCCUCUGUGGCUGAGGCCCCCAGCACAACCAAAACUACGGCCAAGAGAAGCAAGAAAUGAUUCUCUGUCAACCUUUCUCUACUAGUGGAGAGGAGUGGGGCCUGCCCCUCUUCUCAGACCUCUGACCUGUGACAGAAGCCCAUCCCCAGUAAAGUGUCUCUAGGCCCUGAGUAUGCUUUUCAUGUCACUUGGGGUAUCUCAGGGGAAGAAACCAGUGAAAGCUCCAGGAAACAAAAUACAGAGCUCAGUGAGCCACCUGAUUCUAAAGAGCGAGUCUGGAAUCUUUCGGGAGCUACCCACAGGGCAGGCAUGCCUCAGGCCCCCGCUGGCUUCCUGGCUCCCACUUGGGCAGGAAGCGGGCACCACCUCAUGGAAGAGGCAUGCCAUCUCACUGCCACCCCUAGCGAGUGCCCUUCCCCGGUCCAAGCCAAGGACCAAGGAGCUGUGGUCCUAGUCAUCCCCAACAGCAGCCAGCUCCUGUCCCCUCCCUGUCCUCCUGCCCAGUCCCCAUCACUCACCCACUCAUAGGAAUGAGUACACAACCACAGGCCCCGCAGCCAGCCCACAGCUGCCUUUGGGCCUCACUUGGCUCUCCCACCCCCACUGGUCCUGGGAUAAAGUUCACUGAAGAGAAAAUAAAGCACAUUUAUUAAGGCAAA
Messenger RNA from Homo sapiens (human), 1885 nucleotides. RefSeq names its product leucine rich repeat containing 46 (gene LRRC46). Lineage: Eukaryota; Metazoa; Chordata; Mammalia; Primates; Hominidae. Gene Ontology annotation, cellular component: sperm midpiece; sperm flagellum; motile cilium. The coding region runs from base 321 to 1286 and encodes 321 amino acids. The transcript has 8 exons. The record is from RefSeq and is marked validated. Gene Ontology annotation, biological process: sperm flagellum assembly; spermatogenesis.